Molecule: messenger RNA, 1190 nt
Organism: Malania oleifera
Lineage: Eukaryota; Viridiplantae; Streptophyta; Magnoliopsida; Santalales; Ximeniaceae
Exons: 4
Coding region: 169-750 (193 amino acids)
Biological process (GO): translation
Cellular component (GO): mitochondrion; ribosome; small ribosomal subunit
Molecular function (GO): structural constituent of ribosome; RNA binding
Source: RefSeq, a predicted model, not a curated record
AUUGAGUUGGGUUGGGCCGAAGGCGGCCCGGCCCGCCCAAAUGCUCCUCCCCAGUCUUCCCACUGGAGGACGGAGUGGGAGCUUCGCACCAGAGCAUUGGACAUAUUUGGAUAAUGCUGCGAAUAGUUUGGGAUUGAGAAGAAGAGGAGAUCAGAACAGAGCACUCAAAUGGCGACCACUUCAAUCUCCGCAAUACUCCUUCCUUCUUCUCUCUCAACGUGCAAAUCCUCCUCUAAGCCCACAAGGCCCAACCUCUGGUGUUCUUUCUCUCUCCCCUCCAACGCCAUCUCACUCAAACCCCUUAAACCCUCUCAUUCGCCCUCUAGGGUUUUCGCUGCUCCUGAGACUCUGGAUGUACCUGAAUCUUAUUCGCUCGAGGCUGAGGGUUCAGAAACUUCUGGUCCGUCCAAGGCUAUUGUUGGUGUAGACGCGGAAACGAUGGCACCGAAGCAGAAAAUUAGGAUUAAACUGAGGUCUUUCUGGGUCCGCCGAAUUGAGGACUCAUGCAAGCAGAUAAUGGAUGCUGCAAGAACAACCAAUGCAAAGACUAUGGGUCCUGUGCCAUUACCAACUAAAAAGCGAAUCUAUUGUGUGCUUAAGUCCCCGCAUGUGCACAAGGAUGCAAGGUUCCAUUUUGAGAUUCGAACUCAUCAGCGCCUCAUAGAUAUUAUACACCCAACUGCUCAAACAAUAGACUCUUUGAUGCAACUUGACAUUCCUGCUGGGGUUGAUGUAGAGGUCAAGCUCUAAAGAAACACUGUUUGGAGUAGCCUCUCCCACCCGCUCAACCCCUCAAGGUUUGUGAAAAUGGUGGGUGAAGUUUUAAGCUUCUGCAUUUUCUUCCAGUGACAGGCUUGUAUGUUUGAGAGAGAUCAAGUUUGGUGAUGGUGAUGGUGAUGUCCUGCAAGCUGUAUGCUAUAUGUGAAAAUUUGAAAAUGUUGGCAUUUUGAUUAGCUGGCUCCUUUCAUCACCUUUUCUUCUUCCAAUCUGACAAUUUCUUUGACAGUGACUUGCCAAAUCCAAUGAGGGCACCAGUGUGCAGGGUCUAUUUAGGUUAGUGAAUAUUGUGUAAUCAGCCUUUUUAUCUUCUUGACAAAUGUUUGCAUAAUAUUUUUAUCCUGAAUUUUUGAGCAUCAUGUUGAAUUUAUAUACAAUUCCAAGUUCAAAGCUAGAACUUAUAUGCUUCCAAA